AGCAGAACAAACAUUGGAGCCUGGCCAGAAAAAUCCUUUUCAUACAGCCACCUCCUUCCCCUCCUUUUCCUAGAUUUGAAAUUACUUUACACAAUACUGUAUCUUCCUCUCUCAGAUCCCUUAAAUCAUAGCUCACUGAAAUCUCAGCCUGAACUGUUGGCAAGUAAACGACAUGUCUGGUGGCAAAUACAUAGAUGACGAGGGUGUCCUGUACACUACGCCUAUUAUACGAGAUCAAGGGAACAUCUACAAACCCAACAACAAGACCAUGGCUGAUGAGUACCUGAGUGAGAAGGCUGAGCGUGAUGCCCACACCAAGGAGAUUGACCUGGUCAACAGGGACCCCAAACAUCUCAAUGACGAUGUGGUCAAGAUUGAUUUUGAAGAUGUGAUUGCCGAACCUGAAGGAACACACAGUUUCGAUGGCAUCUGGAAAGCCAGCUUCACCACAUUCACCGUGACAAAGUACUGGUUUUACCGCCUGCUGUCGACACUCUUUGGCAUACCGCUGUCACUCAUCUGGGGCAUUUACUUUGCCAUAUUAUCAUUCCUCCACAUCUGGGUAGUGGUGCCAUGCAUACGAAGCUACUUGAUCGAGAUUCAGUGCAUCAGCCGAGUCUAUUCCAUCUGCAUUCACACCUUCUGCGACCCACUGUUUGAGGCGAUUGGAAAGGUCUUCAGCUUUGUUCGAAUAACCCUUCGCAAAGAAGUAUAGAGGGCAUAGGUGAACAAGGUGUCAUUGUCCAUUUGUCAGUUUUUGAGCACUGGCAUAACAUCAACGAAUCACUAGAUUAGUUUAUAUCCAGAUAUUUAUCCUUUCAGAAUUGUUAUUGUCAUCGAGAGGCCUGUAUGUUGUGAAACAGACCUGAUCUUGUCUCCGCCACGUGUGAAAUACUGUAUUUUUUUAUGUUCCAUCCAUGUAAAAUGUAACCUGUACAAUGGUGCAGCACAGUGACUGAGAAAAACUACAAUAUAAUUCUGUGUGUACUUGUUUUAUUUUGUUGAAAUGUAUUGAGCUUUUGCAGGGGAGAGUACAAUACAACUUGGCAAGUUUCUAACCGAAUGUUCUCCCCAUUGUAAUAUCAGCUAACUGGCGUAGUUUAUUUUGACUGCAAGCACAGACCUGGAUAAAUCAGGGAUUAUGUAAUAUGUAAAUAGCUUUUAGCAUUAUCAACUCACACAGACACACGCAUAUAUAGAGAGCUCUGAUUGAACAAUCAAAGGGCAACAAAGAGCAAAAAACUGCGUUACAUACCAAGGGUUAAUAGAACAGCGCACCUUUAACAAAACAGUUUUUUAAAGUUCUUUAAUUCUGUCUGACCUACAUUGUCAUCAGUGAAAGAGUGUUAGUCUUAAAAAGAUUAAGCAAACCAAGUGAAUGAUAAUAUAUAUUUUUUACAUGAUUUUUCUCGAAAAUACAAAGUGUUUCUAUAUGCACAUAUUACUAAGAAACAGCCUUAAAACUUUAAAGGAAUUGUUUCAUGCAGAACCUUUAAAUCUUGUAGAAUUUUUUGUGAAACAUACGAUAGCCAAAGAACUCUUAAAAGUGAUCCAAGGGGUAACUAAACCUUCUUUUAAUGUAUAUUUAAUAUAUUUCUACAAAGUAUCAGCUUCCGCUAAGAAAUAUAUGUGUGUAUACAUAUACUGUAUAUAGACAUAUAUACAUACAUUUAUAUACAUAAAAUUUUUAUAUUACUCGAUUUUAUCAGCUUUUAUUUGAGACUCAGCAGGGGAUUUUCUGCGAAAUAAGGCAUCUUGCGUGAAAUAUUAAUGAGCCCCCUGAAUCAAACCCAUAAUUCUUUGCAUAUAACAUCCACAUACACUGAAAGCAGAAGUUGGCUUCUAUUUUUACAUCUCCCUGCUAAGUUCUUUGUUUAGACCCAUGCAUUUCUACAUAGCCUGUUAAACAUGCAGAGACAAUAAAGUUUUCAUUGUUAGCUUGACAUUCUUUAACCUUUAACAAAAACCUACCAAACAUUUCAAGUGAAACAAAAAAUCAAUUCUCUAAAGCUAUUGUAAAAAUAAACGCCUGUUAUAAUGUUACUAAGCCAGCUUGUUUAAUAUAUAUUUGGUAUUUUAUUUUUUAUAUGUUUUCACAUUUUGUGUGCUUUUCUGUUACACUAGAAAAUAUAUAUAUAUUGUAUACAUUUACAGACCACUGCUUGAUCUAUAAGCUUAUGUUAGUCAUAGUACCAUACGUUAUCACUUCUCUGAAGUCUUUUUUUUUCUGUAUAAAUCUAGCACUAAAAGCUGUGUUGCUAUAUACUGUCCUUAUGUACUUGCAUACAUACAGACAAUUCUGUGAUUGGAGUUGAUUGGACCCAAUGAUAUUCUAUGAGCCAACACAUCAUUUAAUCCACAGCCGUGUUUUAGAUUCACAUGAAUUCUGGCUAUGUUUUAGCAUUAAGGUUUUAUGAUGUGUUACAUAUGUAAGACGUUUCUAACAAAUAUUAGCUAUCAAUGGGAUAUAUUCACCUAUAAAAUGUGAGUUUGUGCACAGCUUAAUUACAGAGUAUUUGUUUGUAUUGCAAGCUCCAGAAACAAAAUCCAAGAAUGUUUUAGGAAUCUACAAAGUUAAGAAAAUACAAUUUUUCUGAAAAAAUUA
Molecule: messenger RNA, 2605 nt
Organism: Pelobates fuscus (common spadefoot toad)
Lineage: Eukaryota; Metazoa; Chordata; Amphibia; Anura; Pelobatidae
Gene: CAV1
Product: caveolin 1
Exons: 3
Coding region: 173-715 (180 amino acids)
Biological process (GO): negative regulation of endothelial cell proliferation; caveola assembly; negative regulation of protein tyrosine kinase activity
Cellular component (GO): Golgi apparatus; caveola; cytoplasmic vesicle
Molecular function (GO): molecular adaptor activity; transmembrane transporter binding; protein kinase binding
Source: RefSeq, a predicted model, not a curated record